Messenger RNA from Arthroderma uncinatum, 1941 nucleotides. RefSeq lists its product as uncharacterized. The transcript has 4 exons. The record is from RefSeq and is a predicted model, not a curated record. Lineage: Eukaryota; Fungi; Ascomycota; Eurotiomycetes; Onygenales; Arthrodermataceae. Gene Ontology annotation, molecular function: DNA-binding transcription factor activity, RNA polymerase II-specific; DNA binding; zinc ion binding. The coding region runs from base 1 to 1941 and encodes 646 amino acids. Gene Ontology annotation, biological process: regulation of DNA-templated transcription; DNA-templated transcription.
AUGAAGCGGUCCCACGAGGCGGUUAGCCUCGAGAGCCCUCCAAGGAUUAACGGGGAGGGCGAUUCGACUCCGUCCAUCAUUGCGCCAAAGAUAUCGAAAGCUCGCGCAUGCGCAGAAUGCAAACGCCACAAGAUCAAGUGCGAGGUGAAGCCUGGAGAGACCAGCUGCACCAAGUGCCUCAAAAGUGGUGUCAAAUGUGUGGCCAAUGAUUUCUCGCAGAGAUUUGUUGAUGAUGAUAUUAACUGGAAGGCUCAAGCCACCAACAAGAUGCAGCGCCUUGAGGCCGCCGUAUCGUACAUUCUUCGCGAAAACAAGCUUCCUUCUCUCUCAGCUUUCGACUUCGCUCCCUCACCUGGUGCCCCCUCUGACCUAAGCUCUACGCCAAACCAUGCGCCUAGCGAACCCCGUGUUAGCGAUGCAAAUGCUAGUAAAUCCUUGGAUAUGACAAGAGAAAACUCCCAGGAACCGAUGCCGGAAGAGCCGGACCUUGUACCCGCACCUAUGGGUACUUUAUACGAGGUCACAAAACUUCGCAAUCUGCGUAGCAAUCAUCUUGGGAAACCCAAGUCAACGCUGAUGGAAGAGGAUUUUAUAUCGAGGGGUUGCAUCACACUUCGUGAGGCAGAGGAACUCUUUGCUUAUUUCCGCCGCACCCUGAACCAGCUCCUCUGGGGUGGAAUCAUUCUGGUACAUCCGGACCUACUUUCCGUUCGGAGGUCAUCAUCGCUCCUAGCUGCGGCAAUAUUAACGGUGUCUGCACUCCAUAUCCCUAACCGGACGGAGACCCUCAAUAGAUGCUAUAAUGAAUUUAUUUCGUUAAUUGGUGCCGCCACGUUAUCCAGAUAUCACACACUAGAUGACAUACGAGCACGAUGCAUCGGUGCAUUCUGGCUUCCAGAUCUCAGCUGGAAGCUUUCUGGGCAAGCAGUACGGAUAGCAACCGGAAUUAAUUUACAUCACAGCUUUUUGAAGAUGACGAGGGGCCAGACCGAUCAGUACGAGCGUGCAAAACUCUGGUACUUGAUUUAUGUCUGUGAACAUCAUUUUAGCAUUGCAUAUGGAAGGCCUCCUUCUAUACAUGAGGAUGCUGCGAUUAAAAAUUACGAAACGUUUUUGCAGUCUCCGUCCACCGUUCCGGGAGAUGUUAGACUCAUUGCCCAGGUAGCGUUGUUCGUCAUUUUAACAGAAGCUUAUAGGAUUUAUGGAUCGGAUACUGAGCAGGCAUUGACUGAAUCUGACUUCGGGCAAUUACGGUCCUUUAAUGCGGCUAUUGAACAGUGGAGGCUUCUGUGGCAACCUCGAUCUCAGGACAACCCUUACGUUCGAACAUAUCCUUCGAAAGGCGCAGUAUUGCAUUAUCACUUCGCCAAAUUCCAGCUCAAUUCACUGGCACUUCGUGCUAUUUCGCCUAAUAUGCAGUUCUCUCCAGAGCGUAAAGAAGCUGCCAAUGUGGCCAUAGCUUCAGCAAUAGCGACCCUCAACCUUGUGCUAGAUGAGGUUGACCUGCGCGAUGCUGUCGUGGGCGUGCCUAUUUUCACUCACACUAUGAUUACAUUCUCUGCGGUCUUCUUGCUCAAAGUCGCUGUGAUAUGGAACACAGGGUAUCUCAAUGUGGAUGCUGGCCAGGUACAGCACCUUGUUGAGAAAAUCAUUGACCUGAUUACCUGUGCAAGUGCGGGAGAAAAGCAUUUAACGCGUCACAUUUCGAGGGGACUGGGCAAAAUGCUCGAACGAUUCAAGGCAUGGAAUCGGUCCGCCGCAACCACAUCUCCUGAGAAUGGAAACAUGGGUAAUACCAUGAUUGAUAGUGGAACCGAAAGUAGUACUAGCUUUACGCCAUCGAAUAUGUUAAUAUCCGACAUGAUGGGCGCGUAUGGGUUCAACCUUGAUGAACAUUUUCUUGACCCGUACAUGCCCAGCUACGGAUUUUAUGCCACCUGA